This is a messenger RNA of Exophiala spinifera, 1074 nucleotides long. RefSeq lists its product as uncharacterized. The coding region runs from base 1 to 1074 and encodes 357 amino acids. Gene Ontology annotation, molecular function: protein binding; structural molecule activity. The record is from RefSeq and is a predicted model, not a curated record. Gene Ontology annotation, cellular component: nuclear pore outer ring; COPII vesicle coat. The transcript is spliced from 3 exons. Gene Ontology annotation, biological process: positive regulation of TOR signaling; COPII-coated vesicle budding; protein import into nucleus. Lineage: Eukaryota; Fungi; Ascomycota; Eurotiomycetes; Chaetothyriales; Herpotrichiellaceae.
AUGGCUGCGAAAGAUGUAUGGGAGAUUUGGCCUCUCGCGAGAUCUAUGGGCGUGUGGCAAGGUGGUUUGGGUUUGUUACCGGAAGAAUUGGUGCUAAUUUUUGUGUCUCUGUGUAUACAGGCGCAAGUCAUUGCGAACUCGGGUCACGAUGACAUGAUUCACGACGCGGUACUGGAUUACUACGGUCGACGCCUCGCAACGUGCUCGAGCGACAAGACGAUCAAGAUCUUCGAGAUAGACGGGGACCAACACCGGUUAACGGAGACUCUCAAAGGACACGAAGGCGCAGUCUGGUGCGUAUCGUGGGCGCAUCCCAAGUUUGGGACGCUCCUCGCGUCGUCAUCGUAUGAUGGCCGCGUGCACAUCUACCGCGAAACACCGUCCCAACAGCCCAACGGCCCGGCGCAAUGGACACUGGUCUUCACGUCGACCAUCCACACGGCGAGCGUCAACAUGGUGUCCUGGGCGCCGCCCGAGCUAGGCUGUCUGCUAGCGUGCGCCAGCUCCGACGGCAACGUCAGCGUGCUCGAGUUCCGCGACAAUCAAUGGGCGCACGUCAUCUUCCCCGCGCACACCAUGGGCGUCAACGCCGUGAGCUGGUCGCCGGUCGGCGCGCCGGGUGCCAUCACGCGCAAAGACGGCGGCGGAUCGUCGACAUCAUCUGCGUCUGCGUCUGCGUCGCCGGUGCGCCGCUUCGUCACGGGCGGCAGCGACAACAGCGUCAAGGUGUGGGAGUUCAACGCGCAGAGCCAAACCUACGAGACCAGCGUGGUCCUCCCCAACGGGCACGUCGACUGGGUGAGGGACGUGUCGUGGAGCCCGACGCUGCUGAGCAAGAGCUACAUUGCGAGCGCGAGCCAGGACAAGACGGUCAAGAUCUGGACGUCGGUGAACCCUGCCGACGCCGCUUCGUGGACGCUGGCCAAGACGCUCGAGUUCGACGCCGUGCUGUGGCGCGUCAGUUGGUCGUUGAGCGGGAACGUCCUGGCCGUGAGCGGUGGCGACAACAAGGUCACGCUGUGGAAGGAGGAUCUGAAAGGGAACUGGGAGAUGGUCAGAGAGGUUACCGAGUAG